AUGCGUCGGAGUGUCUUCUUCAUGGGCCGUACUCUCACACAGCGGCAUUUGAACGCAUGUCGCAGUCCGCUUCUGACAGGGUACAUUCGCCCCACGGCGAUCUCCUGCACGGCGCGCGGUCUAGCAACAUCGCCGUUGGCAGUCGGAGCACUGCUCGGUCCCUCUGCGUCGUCGGGUUCUCCCCUGCCGACGGAGGACCUGCUUGAGGGUGCUCUGACGCACACAGUUACUACACUGCUGGCGCGGAGCCUCAGUAUGUCGUUGCUCGCUGAGUUCAUGAAACUGCAGAAUGGUUCAACGUGUGUUACAAUAUGUGAAAGAGUAUUUGGGGCCAUGGUCUUAUCUCUGCCUUCUUCGCCGGGUCCGGUGCGCCGAGGACUUGAGGAAGUACAGAUGGCGUGA
Messenger RNA from Trypanosoma rangeli, 402 nucleotides. RefSeq lists its product as uncharacterized. The record is from RefSeq and is a predicted model, not a curated record. The transcript has a single exon. Bases 1 to 402 code for a protein of 133 amino acids. Lineage: Eukaryota; Euglenozoa; Kinetoplastea; Trypanosomatida; Trypanosomatidae.